Messenger RNA from Hirsutella rhossiliensis, 306 nucleotides. RefSeq lists its product as uncharacterized. The record is from RefSeq and is a predicted model, not a curated record. The transcript has a single exon. Lineage: Eukaryota; Fungi; Ascomycota; Sordariomycetes; Hypocreales; Ophiocordycipitaceae. The coding region runs from base 1 to 306 and encodes 101 amino acids.
AUGAGCGACUCUGAGAGAAAGGUCAAGCGAGCCCGGGAUACGCUGAGCUCCAUAUACUCGUUUUAUGUUAAGAACCGAGAAUCUAUUGAAAAUGUCCCUUCUUUCAUAAGCAACUCCAGCCGCGAGGUCCAAAUUAAGAUCACGGCCUCCACUGUACCGUCCGCUGAGCAAACCGAAGAGCUAAAAGCUGAGCUGAGGGAGCUUGCCAGGACGCAAGAGGUAAUCAACAGUAUUCCGGAAUCCGAACGAAGGGCCAUGAUUGAAGCGGCUACCGCCAGCACCAUCAGGCGCAAGCCCAAGAAGUGA